CUGACAAGACUGGAUGGAGGAUGAAGACUGCUGAUGGUGGGGUUCAUGCCCUUGAUAAAUAUGUUUUGUUGCUGGUUAAAGUUGCGGGUGUGGAAUGGAUUUUGAAAGUUUUCAUCAUCCAUGGGUUGACAUCUUACAAGAUUUUGCUUGGUCGAAGCUGGAUGCACCAGGUCAAGGCAGUUGGAGAUUACAGCUCUAACGAUUAUUACAUCUUUGGUACGAAUGGACAACCGAGGAGCGUUCUGAAGAAUGGAGAUGUUACACCUCAGAUUUCACUUAAGGUUCACUUUGAGCGUGAUGAGGCAUGCACACAACCACUCAACGAGCGACAAGCGCCUGACUCUGACACACACCAUGUGAAAACUCAGACCUGGGAACAUGAACCAGAAGAAGUCAUUCAAGCGAGACUCACCAACCUUGCAGAUCAAUUGGCAACUGCAGUUCUACUUGAAUCCACUCACCUAGAUUAUGAUGAUGAGGAUCCUCGCAUGCUUCAGUCCUCCAAAAUCUUAGAGACGUGUCGGGAAAAGGCAUAGGGAGCAGCUUGCUGGAGUAGUUGCUGCCCCACCAUCCCACAGUAUCCGGAAUGGAGGAGGAGAGGUCCAGGGUACCGCCGGGGAGAGCCGAGGGGUGAGGUCUGGGAAUAAGGGAGCUAGGAGAGAGCAGAGUGGGGAUGAUCUGAUAGAAGUAUGGCCAGAGGAUCAGAAGAGUUUGCGGAGGUUGCAGUGGAAGAUGCAAGAGUUUGACGAGGCGCAGGCAGGUUUGAGGUGGGCAGCAAAGAUGAUGUCAAACAAAUGUGCUGCUGCUGAAAUAAGAACGGUUCCAAGUACACACCCACAGGACAUCCAAGAUGUGCGCUGUGAGGGAGAGACAAGAAUUCCUGGACCCCGGAUUGGGAUGCAAAAUCUACAGCACAGUUGAGGCAUGCCUCUUGUCGAAGGGCACAGAGGGAAAAGCAGUGGAAAUGGGAGAAUCAGAAACUGUAGCCACGCCUAGCACAUAUCCGAGGUAUAGCGCUGCUGGCAUAUAGAGUGUCGUUUGUGGAGACGCAACAUGGAAUGGCAGGGCCGCGAGAGGACAUCUUGAAGCAUUCCCUCUACCGCAUGGUCGCAGGUCAUGUGGCAGCGGUGGUACCAUGGGAAGAAGAUCGAGAUGGUGACGGGAAAAGGCAGACAGAGGAUCAACACAACUGGGAUUACAGAUCUGUAGAUUGUGGAUGGAUCGUGCUUAAACCUCAAGGGCACGUUCAGUGUGCGCGAUGUGAAGUUUUCCAGGAGGUGCCCCAGGAGGAGAAUAAGUCUGUGGUUCCCAACAAGGAAGUAAAUGAACAAUCACAGGGUGGAGGCAAAAUCCCCAAUGAGUCUCAAGAUUGUGAGUGUAAUUCGUGUGUGCAAGUCAACACAGCUGUAAUGGUGGGUGCACCAGAUGUGAGAAUCUAGCCACCCAAGGAAGGGAUUUUACUAAGACAACACACUGUCUUAGGAAACAGAG
Messenger RNA from Pseudogymnoascus destructans, 1491 nucleotides. RefSeq lists its product as uncharacterized. Bases 21 to 536 code for a protein of 171 amino acids. The record is from RefSeq and is a predicted model, not a curated record. The transcript has a single exon. Lineage: Eukaryota; Fungi; Ascomycota; Leotiomycetes; Thelebolales; Thelebolaceae.